Molecule: messenger RNA, 7937 nt
Organism: Pseudophryne corroboree (corroboree frog)
Lineage: Eukaryota; Metazoa; Chordata; Amphibia; Anura; Myobatrachidae
Product: ankyrin repeat and SOCS box protein 17-like
Exons: 3
Coding region: 1-477 (158 amino acids)
Source: RefSeq, a predicted model, not a curated record
AUGACAUCACAGACCUUUACAGUACUGUACCUGAUAAAUAGCGAAUCUGGAUAUUUCCAGGAGCUGAAGAAGGACUUCAUAGAUAUCUGCGUGAACACGAUAUCUUACAUGAUUUUCGAGAGGAAUAAUGACCCUGCAUUGGUGAGACUAUUGCUGAGGAAGACCAAGCCGUACAUGAAGGACAAGAGCAGCCUGCUGAACUUUGCCUACAGACCCUUUAAAGAACGAUUUGGGACCCCCCGCUGGACAGCGUUUUCACCUUUACACUGGGCUGUUCUGUCUAAGAAAGCAGAAACUUUCACGUACGGGGUAUUGGAGGAGGAGAAGAACCCACUAGAUCUUCUGAUGAUGCUUCUCACCAAUCAAGUACUAGAUCGGGCCAGACAGGAUGGGUCGGUUAUUCUUGCGACCAAUGAGGUGAAGAUCUCCCUCAGGCUAUGUGCCAGAGUGCUACUGCAAGGGUGCGGUACAGUGUAGUGCCUGCUACUGUGCAGGUGUACCGCGCUCCUUACCACAAGUUGCUUUCCUUAGUUCCCGACUGCGUAUUCUCUUCUUCCGGGAAAAUCCUUCCUUUGAACCUCAAGACUGGGACUCAGCCUGGAGGGCACGACGGCUAAAGGGAAGAGAAACACUAAUCACUGUAUGUCAACUCUUUCCGCGACGGGGAAGAGGACACACCGGGAUGGCCACGACUUUCACCGAUUAGGUGAACGUCAUCACUGGCCCUAAGGCCUCAGCCACCCAAACAUCACCUACUUGGCAGUUGCGCACCUAGGUGAAAGCGAGCCCACUAGGCCUAGCGGGGUCUCGCGAACCGGCGCUCAACACGGACUAGGACAUACACACACAGAGUAUACUCACACUGACACUCUUGUCAGCUUGCCUGUCGCAGGUCUCUGGUCCUGGAAAUAGAAUGACAGCAACCUCCCUACAAACGAAUAAAUAGGCAAACAACGGACCUGGGCUGAUUUACAACAAACUCUAAACAAUACAACUUGGUUAGCUACUACACCUAACUCCAGCAAGCAGUACAAGCACAUACAAGGCAACAAAGUGACGAUAAAAAAAAAAUGUGAGUUACCUCUAGUCUGGUUUGGUGGAAGAUUAAGCCGCUUCGCGCCGGUGGACAAAUGCUUGCGUAAUCUAAUUCCCUACGGGGCUGCCGCCCACUGCAGAGUCACGGGGUAGGCCGUGUGAGGUGGACAGUCUCUCCACAACCUCCCUAACAAUAAAGCUGUGUACAGAAUAUGAGGGCCAGCCGGCCCUCCACACCCGACCUGCAACUGGUCCCGAGCGAGCUACCGUGCAGCCCACCCACUGCAGGUACCCAGCCAGAGAGGGGGUCUGUACUGUGAACUUCUCCCACUUGUUGGGGUGAAACCCUGUAAUAACCCUGUGGACUUAGAGCCCUCUAUUUAAUCAAUGGUGGUCCUGGCCUAGAGCAAAGACCACAAUCCAAUUCCUAUUUCCUAACUCACACGCGGCUUAAUGCCGGUAAUUGCCCCUUAGGCCUAUUGCCUGCUUAGUGACGCUGUAAACUUGGCCUAGUGCCAAGAUUACAAAUUGUACCUGUGGCUAAUACUCCUAUAUCCCCGCAGGCCCUAAGCCUGUAGUGCGCUCAGGCCUAAUGCCUGCCUAACUGAAGGUAGAAGUAACCUUGGCCUAAUGCCAAGGUUACUACUGACAAGAUGGUGGCCCGUACUCCUAUCUGCAGCUCAGGCCUUUUGCCUGUUUAUGCCCACAGGCCUAAUGCCUGAACACCUGGUGGUCUAGAGGACUGUAGUGAUGGCCCAAGGCCUCCUACUCGGAUCGGUGGGAGAGGCUGCAGUGAGGAGCUUCGUUAGCUCUUUUGCUGCCCACACACUGAAGCACUCUCCACCGGACCUCCGCUGCUGGAUCCCAGGCUCCGCCUCUUCCUGGUCCUUGGCUGCCGCCUCCUCUUCUUUCAACCGCUUGGUCUUCCUCCGCCGCUGGCUCCUGCCUCUCUUCUGGAGCUCUUCCCUGCUCCGGCUCCGGCGCUCGACUGAGCUCUCCCGCUCUACAGCGUCUGUUAUAUGACACUGGGAGGGGGUGGAGCUAUGACGCAACGAGCCCUGAUUGGCUCGUCGGGGCCCGUUCCUAUUGGCUGACCGGGCGCGAACCCCUGAUUGGCUCACGCCCGGCGCGAACCCCUGAUUGGCUCACGCCCGGCGCCUAACUCAAAUGGCCGCAACGUGAUUGGAGGGGCUUGAAUCCUAACGGAUGCAAGCCCCUCCGUCCCGGAAUCUCGCCGCGCCGCCGCAUCCUACCGCGUACCGCCGCCCGCGGGGAAACAAAGGUGAGGGACCUCCCUUGUUCCCCCAGCACGGUGCCCGUUCUCAUUCCCCCCCCCCCCCCCCCCCGUUUCCUUUGUAGUCCCUACAAAGAUGCAAGCCAUCAUCCAGUCAAAGUUUGGAUCCGCAAAGCGUGGGGCUGGCACUCCCAAUCAUCUUCACCCAGUCCCGAGGUGGCCUUUGGGAUCGCCUCUAGGGGAAGCAAAUCCUCGAAGAGGCAAGGCCGCAGCAUGUUCCGAUGUAGAGUGCGGACACGACCGCUACCGUCUUCCGCCUUCACCUCAUAGACCGUGUUGUCAUGAGACACCCGACGCUGCACGACAUAAGGCAUCACCUCCCAUCGCUCGCUCAACUUGUUCCCAGGUCGCUUCUCUCAAACUAGCACCCUCUGACCCUCAGCAAAUGGUCCUCCCAACUUCCAUCCAGGAUGCAGUUUGGACCCGAUGUUCCCCGCCGCCACAUCCCCGGCAAGUUUUAAGUGCCGUUUCUGCUCCUCGAUCCAUCCACUGUGCGUCCACUGACAAAAAAUACGGCGAGAAACCAGUGGUCCGGUGUACUCGAUUAUUAUACACCCAUACCAAUUCUGGGAUGAAGUCAGGCCAACGCCGCUUCUUUUCGGCCUCUAGGACCCUCAACAUCUGUAGCAAAGUCCGAUUAAAUCGCUCACAGGAUCCAUUGCCCUGUGGGUGGUAUGUUGUGGUCCUUGAUUUGUGCAUGCCAUAGGUGCGGCACAGCCGCUCUAUUACCCAGCCUUGAAAACACGCACCUUGAUCAGAAUAGAGGCGCUCAGGGCAGCCUUAUCUGCAGAUAAAAUGUUCAACAAUAGCCUUGGCCACCGUGUCGGCCGUUUAGUCCAUGGUAGAGACAACUACCGUAAAUUUAUUAAAGUGGUCGGUCAUCACUAUGGCAUAUUGAUACCCAUGCAAUGACUCCCCAAUCAAAACAUAGUCCACCAUGAGGAGUUCAAGGGGUCUUGUGGUCCUAAUUGUCUGUACCGGUCUCCUCUGCUCACCACCCUUCAUAUCGGCACAUCUUCUACACAUCUGGCACACCUCUUCAACCAUUGUCUGCAAGCCUGGAAAGAAAUACUUAUGACGGAUCCACUGUAGCGUCUUCUCAGCUCCGAAAUGGGCCCCUUCUUUGUGUGCUUCGGUCACCAGAGCACAGGCCAGAUCUUUAGGGAGAACGAUCUGCCACACCUUCCGAAGCUCCUGCUCAAAGUAAGCCUGUCGACAUAACACCCCUUCACGUAUGGUCAUCCGAUUCCAUUGAUGGAGCAGUUUCCUACCCCACUGGCUAAGUUGUAGUCUUUCCGAAGAGGAAGACCAGUGAUCCAUUUCCUUCCACCUGCGGACACAUUGCACAUCCUGAUCCCGCCCUUGUUCCACAGCCCAGUUCGGCAAGGUUUUUCGUAGCAAAAUUCCACACAUCAUCUUUGGUUCUUCUGAAGGGGGAAUCAUCCUGGUGAGGUCAGGGAUCUCCUGCCCUUCUUGCUCCUCAUCCGUGGGACCAGUAGGUGACUCCACUGGAUAGCGGGACAGGUCAUAAGUAUUCGUAUUUGCCCUUCCUGGCCAGUAUCGAAUCUUGAACGAGAAUUUUGCCAAACAAGCCACCCAGCAUUGUUCCAGAGCCCCCAACUUGGCUGUGUUCAGGUGUGACAAAGGGUUGUUAUCCAUGACAACUUCAAAGUCGGCGGCGGUUAGGUACUCCGCUAACUUUUCAGUAACCACCCAGACGACCCCUAGUAGCUCUAGCUUGAAGGAACUAUAGUUGUCUGGAUUCUGCUCUGAUUCUCAUAGGCUCUGGCUCCCGUAAGCAAUCACUCGUUCCUGGCCUUCCUGUAUAUGGGAGAGUACAGCCCCCAGCCCUUGGUGACUCCCGUCGGUGUACAAUAUAAACGGCUUAUUAAAGUCGGCAUAAGCCAGUACUGGAGCCUGGGUGAAGGCCUAUUUCAGACAACCAAAUGCAUCCUCCUGAGCGUGAUUCCAUGCCACUGGUAGCAACACCUCCCAGUAAUUUGUGUAGUGGUCCCGCGAUCUUAGCAAAGUCCCAUAUAAACCGCCUGUAGUAGCCCACCAAUCUAAGAAAUGCUCUCAACUCCAUCACACUGCCCGGAGUCUUCCACCCUUGGACUGCGGCAAUUUUGUCAGGGGUGGGCCUUACCCCUUCCUCCGAGACCACAUGUCCCAGAUAUUCCAAACUGGACUUCAAGAGAUGGCAUUUCCUUGAUUUCAGUUUGAGACUGUACUGCUCCAAUCGUUGGAGCACUUGUUCCAAUCUGUGCAAGUGUUCUUCCAAAGUAGGGGCAAACACUAUGAUGUCAUCCAGACAGAUAAGAAUCGCCUCAAAGUUUAAGUCCCCGAGGCAGCACUCCAUAAGGGGUUGGAAUGUGGCCGGUGCAUUGGAGAGCCCGAAGGGCAUUCGACAGAAAUCAAAGAGUCCCAUGGGAGUGAUGAACGCUGUUUUCUCCUGAUCUUUUUCCGCCACAGGCACCUGCCAGUACCCACUGGCCAGAUCCAGCGUGGAAAAAUACCAAGACUUUCCCAAAGCAGCCAGUGAUUCCCCGAUACAGGGCAACGGAUAAGCAUCCCAAAUGGUACAGCUGUUCAACCUCCGAUAAUCCACACAAAAUCGAAUCGUCCCAUCCUUCUUCUUCACCAAAACAAUCGGGGCAGCCCAUGGACUCUUACUCUUCUUGAUGACACCGUUGGUUAACAUCUGUUGAAUCACAGUUUUGACCUCCUGGUACAACUUUGGGGGAAUCUGUCGAUAUCGCUCCCGAACAGGUGGACUGUCUCCAGUGUUAAUUUCAUGCUCUAUCUCCAUCGUGUGACCGAAGUCUUCCUCAAUUACGUGAAAACGAUUUCUGUCUUGCCCACAGCAUCUGCUCCACCCUGUUUACCUCUGUUUUACUAAGGCCCUCCAGAGAUACGUCAAUCUGUUCCAGUAUUACUCUCCCAUUCCACUCAGCGAUUGGCUCUUGUUUUUCCUCGACUGUGACGGCCAACGUCCAAGGCUCACAUGCAUCAGGCCUUAGGGUAACUCUGGGGCCAGGUUCAAUACCAUCCUCUGGAAUGGCCUCCAGAUGGGCCAAGACAGAUCUAGCGGGAAUCUUGAUCGGAGAGUUUCCCAGGUUGCCGCGUAGGGGUACAACGCCAUCCUUCACCACCGCUAUGGCUCUGGCCAGCAGCAAACCGGCCUCCACUUGUCUGAACCAGCAAGGUUCUAUCACAACCUCUCUCCCUUCCAACCGUUGCUGCGAACAGACGGGCAAUUCCAGGACCACCUCUUGUCUUGCCGGAAUCCUCACCUUCUGAUUAUGUCGUGUCUUGAUCAGAUCUAGAGGACGUGAAGACUCCACGGAGGUGGCCUCUUCAUUCCGCCGGACGGCCCCCUGAAAAGCUUGUUGCACUGGUUUCUGGACUCCGAGGUACUUCCAAUACUGUGGACCUUUGUCUUGAACGAGAACUUGGUCCAGACUCCGAAGGAUGUUCAUCCCCAGGAUCACCAGUCCAUUUUGGAAUUCUUCUUCGCUGACCACUACAAAACCUUUCUUCCCGAGGGAUUGUCCAUACACCUCCACCUCGACCCCUUUUACAGGAAUAGGGAGAUUGUUCGCAGCUACGAGGGUCACCCAAUUCCCGACACUGGUCAUCGUGAGAUGGGCAUAGUCUUCUUGAAAACGUUUCUCAGACAUAGUGGACACUUGUGAUCCGGUGUCCAAAAGACAACGUUGAUCCCUCCCUCCCAACUUUGCUACUACAGUGGGACACUCACCAAACAAAUCGGAUGAGCUGACAUCUACUCGCUCGCCUCCCCCCCGCGCACGGAUUGUCCCGCCACCGCGAGGGACCUCAGUUUAAAGGUCUCCUGCGCUCUUCUCUGCCACGUCGGCUGACCGGGCAGUCUCGAGCAAAGUGUCCAGGCUUCUCACACUCCCAGCACACCAAUUUGCGUGAACCCCUUGGGCGCACCUCCUCUCCCCGACGUCCAGUUAUCCCCUGUUCUCUCCUCUUCCGAGGAGACUUUUCUUUAUAACGAGCCUCGUAUCCCAACCCCUCUUCUGUUGGUUGACGUCCGGACUCUCCGCCCUUUCCACUCUCUGCCUUAACUGGGACACCUCUUCCUGGAUGAGCAAGAGUGUCGUGGUUAAUUCGUUGAUGCAGCCCUCCAAGGGACUAACCUCCGGGGGCCGAACUCUAUCUACUGGUUGUGCUUGCUGGGUGGAUACGGCACUGGAACUAAAUUCUGCAUUUUCUUCCUUCUUCAGCGCCAUACCCAAUACUUCAAAGAAGGUAAGUUUGUCAUCCACAUUGACCUUGUCUUGGAGAUAGUUCCACAGUUUACCAAUUAGGAUACCUCUCAAGGUCGAAUCCGGAUUCCCCAUCAUCAAUUCCUCAUCCUCCCUUGUCUAGCUCUCGGUCAUGUAUUCCUAUAUUGCGUUGGCGAAUUGGGAAAUGGUCUCGUCCUCCCUUUGGACCCAAGCAAAAAAGCGCUUCUUCAGUGUGGUCGUAGUAGCCUUGUCUCCAUAUACACCUUUUAGAAUUUUGAAGAUGUCCGCCAGGCUCCUCUGGAGCCUUUCGGGGCGUAGUACCGUUUUUGGGGCGUCACCAGUUAGGACCUUCAAUGCCAGAUUAACCUGUACGCUCUUUGGGAUCUGAUAGAGUUCGAUAGUGGUCUCCAGCUGUUCAAUCCAUUCUGUCAGGGGCAUAUUUUGUCCAUCGAACUUGUGUAGAGGGGUUAGGGCCACCCCAAUGGGUAGCUUGGCCCGGGACUCAUCACUGUCGCCCUCCGACUUGUCUUUCCGGUCCAUCCUUACAAGAGGAUCCUGCCGACUACACCAAAUGUAAGGGUGCGGUGCAGUGUAGUGCCUGCUGCUGUGCAGGUGUACCGUGCUCCUUACCACAAGUUGCUUUCCUUAGUUCCCGACUGCGUAGUCUCUUCUUCCAGGAAAAUCCUUCCUUUGAACCUCAAGAUGGGGACUCAGCCUGGAGGGCCCGAUGGCUAGGGGGAAGAGAGACACUAAUCACCGUGUGUCAACUCUUCCGCGAUGGGGAAGAGGACACAUCGGGAUGGCCACGACUUUCACCGGUUAGGUGAAUGUCAUCACUGGCCCUAAGGCCUCAGCCACCCAAACGUCACCUACUUGGCACUUGCGCACCUAGGUGAAAGCGAGCCCACUAGGCCUAGCGGGGUCUCGCAAACUGGCGCUCAACAUGGACUAGGACACACACACACAGAGUAUACUCACACUGACACUCUUCUCAACUUGCCUGUCGUGGGUCUCUGCUCCUGGAAAGAGAAUGACAGCAACCUCCCUACAAACUAAUAAAUAGGCAAACAACGGACCUGGGCUGAUUUACAACAAACUCUAAACAAUACAACUUGGUUAGCUACUACACCUAACUCCAGCAAGCAGUACAAGCACAUACAAGGCAACAAAGUGACGAUAAAACAAAAUGUGAGUUACCUCUAGUCCGGUUUGGUGGAAGAUUAAGCCGCUUCGCGCAAGUGGACAAAUGCCUGCGUAAUCUAAUUCCCUAUGGGGGCCGCCGUCCACUCCAGAGUCAUGGGGUAGGCCGUGUGUGGCGGGACAGACUCUCCACAGCCUCCCUAACACUAAAG